AGUGGCCCCUGUUGCACCGUGAAUCCCGGGCGGGCGUGCGGGCGGCAGCGUACGAGGCCUUCUACUCGCCCGGGUGUCUGGUGCCUCCCUUCUCCCUGGGACCCUGUCUUCAUCAUCGAGGUUUCUACCACCACCUUGCCUCGGUGCCGGGCCCACUGACUCUCCGUCCUCGGUGUAUACUGCGACCCAGCUUCCAUCAUCCCAUCCUCGGUGUGCUGGAUGCCCCAGCGCCCCCAGCCGUCUCCCUCAACAUUCAGGGUCAUUCACAUCCCAAUGCCUUGUCCGAAGCUUCACAGCCCCACAUUCACCUGUUCUUGGCCUGCCAGUGGGCUCCUGCCACCAUGGACCUGUUGUUCGGGCGCCGGAAGACACCAGAGGAGUUACUGCGGCAGAACCAGAGGGCCCUAAACCGUGCCAUGCGGGAGCUGGACCGUGAGCGACAGAAGCUAGAGACCCAGGAGAAGAAAAUCAUUGCAGACAUUAAGAAGAUGGCCAAGCAAGGCCAGAUGGAUGCCGUUCGCAUCAUGGCGAAAGACUUGGUGCGCACCCGGCGCUACGUGCGCAAGUUUGUAUUGAUGCGGGCCAACAUCCAGGCUGUGUCCCUCAAGAUCCAGACACUCAAGUCCAACAACUCGAUGGCACAAGCCAUGAAGGGUGUCACCAAGGCCAUGGGCACCAUGAACAGACAGCUGAAAUUGCCCCAGAUCCAGAAGAUCAUGAUGGAGUUUGAGCGGCAGGCAGAGAUCAUGGAUAUGAAGGAGGAGAUGAUGAAUGAUGCCAUCGAUGAUGCCAUGGGUGAUGAGGAAGACGAAGAGGAGAGUGAUGCUGUUGUGUCCCAGGUCCUGGAUGAGCUGGGACUUAGCCUGACAGAUGAGCUGUCGAACCUUCCCUCAACUGGGGGCUCCCUCAGUGUGGCUGCUGGUGGGAAAAAAGCAGAGGCCACAGCCUCAGCUCUAGCUGAUGCUGAUGCAGACCUGGAGGAGCGGCUUAAGAACCUGAGGCGAGACUGAAUUCCCCCUGCCACUCCCAAGAGGACCAGGAUGCCCAGGAUCUUUUACCAGAACUCCUCUGUAAUAAAGGAGAUUGGACACUA
This is a messenger RNA of Callithrix jacchus (white-tufted-ear marmoset), 1093 nucleotides long. It is a transcript of the gene CHMP2A, whose product is annotated as charged multivesicular body protein 2A. The record is from RefSeq and is a predicted model, not a curated record. Gene Ontology annotation, biological process: vacuolar transport. Lineage: Eukaryota; Metazoa; Chordata; Mammalia; Primates; Cebidae.